AUGCCGUCGGUGACUCUCGACUAUACCACUGUCGAGGCUGCCGCUGGUAACGAAAGUAUUGGUUACUACAAGUACCAGAACAUCCGUUUUGCUGCCGUCCCUACUGGUGAUCUGCGUUUCGCCAAGCCCCAGUGGCCAACCACCGAAUCUGGCGUGAACAAUGGUACAACCUAUGCUACUGCAGAUGUGGACUGUUCCUCCGAGGAGGAUUGCCUGUACAUGGAUGUGUGGGCUCCGGCCAACUCCAAGGGAAAGAAGCUUCCAGUCUUGGUUUGGACCUAUGGUGGUGGCUUUACUGCCGGGUCUAAGUCGCAGAACACCCCCGAGGGUCUUUUCGACCUGUCCAAGGAGUUCGUUUUUGUUUCCUUCAACUAUCGUCUUGGUAUCACUGGCCUUGCCAACUCAGUAACUGCUACUCACCAAGGCGCCACCGACAAUGUUGCCUUGUAUGAUGUUGAACACGCCUACAAGUGGGUGAACAAGUAUAUCAGCAAAUUUGGCGGCAACCCUGACGACAUCACUGCAUUUGGUUUCUCGGCUGGUGGUAGCAUGCCUCUUUUCCAGAUCACUCGUUAUGGGGGUCACAACGAGCAGCUCUUCCACAAGGCCUACAUCACUUCUCCCGGAUUUGUCCCUGGCGCCGGUCACCACCAGGGAGAGACUUUCUGGCAGAAUGUUUCUACCGCUGUUGGCUGCACUGGCGGCGACCUAACCUGCAUGCGCAGCGUUUCAUUCUCCAACCUCACUGAUUCCGCGAACGAUGUCUACGAUACCUAUGGCUAUCAAUUCCAGCCUCGUGUUGACGGCGACUUUGUUGCAGACACUUAUGAGUCCCAGCUGUACCAGGGCCGUUUCAACUGGUCUGGCCCGCUCGUCAUUACCCAUGAAGAGCAUGAAAACAAUGGCUCCCCAACAUCUGGUGUUAACACUACCGCCGAUGUCAAGAGCGAGCUUCGCGCAUUCUUCCCGGCAAUUACCGACGAUGUCAUUGAAGAGAUCAUGGACGUGUUUCCUGAGUCCGACUAUACCAGCCCCGGCUACCGCUUUGCCGAUAUCAGACAAUCCUUCGAUUUGACCGCCCACGACUAUGCGCUCACCCGUGCCCUGGACAACAACACCUGGAAUGCGAUGGUGGCUUUGGGCCAAGCCACCCACGGCACCGACCAGGACUAUUACUGGUACAGCACGUACUCCCUGUCUUCCAGCUCCAGCUCCAGCUCCAGCUCCGGUGCUGGUGUGGCUAUUAGUGGCUCAUCUUCUGUUAGCUCCACUGUUGCUCGCAAGAUGCAAAAGUACCUUCUCUCUUUCGUUCUGACCGGUAACCCGAACACCAAGUGGGGCAGCGACAAGGUUUACUGGCCCAAGUACGGAAGCAAUGCAACCGAACUUGUCUUCAACACCACCAUGUACACCCAGAAGGAUGACCUGGCCAACGCUAAGAGCACUUACUGGAAUAAGGCUCUGUGGUAUUAG
This is a messenger RNA of Penicillium macrosclerotiorum, 1473 nucleotides long. RefSeq lists its product as uncharacterized. Bases 1 to 1473 code for a protein of 490 amino acids. The transcript is spliced from 3 exons. NCBI's taxonomy places the organism in Eukaryota, Fungi, Ascomycota, Eurotiomycetes, Eurotiales, Aspergillaceae. The record is from RefSeq and is a predicted model, not a curated record.